AAUUAUCGUCGAUAUGUCCCGCAACCUUAAGGGGCUUUUACGCUUUGCCAUGGAAAAUUCAGAUGGGACUUCAGAAUCCAACGUUGAUCCAGAGAAAGCACAGUGGCUGAGGGAAGCAAUCGCAAAUACGUCUGUUGACUUGACCCAACAGUUGAAAGCAGAUAUCAAUGAGCUGACCCAGCUGAUUGAUGCGCCCAGUUCAAAUGAGUCAGAAAUGGAAGAAAUACUUCAGGACAUGAUAUCAUUGACGGAGGAUAUCAAUUUGGCUAAUGAUUUCUUCAAGCUUGGAGGUGCUUCACUUCUUCGUGCUUUAUUCUUCCAGGGACCGAGUUCCCUAAAACCUGGAGCAUAUGAACUUCUUGCCGCAGUGACUCAAAACAAUCCGGUUACCCAGGAAAUCUGUGCGAAUUCGAAUGUCCUCGAAGAGCUUAUGUCGCUCUUACCUAAAGAAAGGGAUCUACAACGUUUGAAGAAGUUAAUGUUGGCCAUCUCUUGCUUGACACGUGGCCACCCUCCAAGCGUCACUGCAUUUCAGCAGGCAAAUGGAUUUGAAAGAAUCCUCGAUGUUUUGGUUGAUUUGCUGCGUGAUGAGGCUAAAACGGAUACAGGCAUAAACCGGGUUUGCGAGAAAGGGGCUUUUCUGAUUUAUUCACUUCUACAAGAAGUACUGCCCUCCUCGAUGGACGUAGAAAAAGAAAGGCAACUCGCAUCCAAGUUGAUCCAGGUCGCCAUGAUGAUUCCAGACGCCCAAGAGCACAUAUUAGCGAGUUUGCUAUUGUUAUUUUCGGACUGUCCUUCUCUCGAUUCCGCAAUUGACACAGAGAAUCGCCCUAAAUUCGCAUCAAAACGUACGGAUGAGCUUCUGUCAAGGAAUGAAAUCGUUACAUUCGUCGAUUGGCUCAAAUUAUCUGAUGCCAAAGUUACUUCUUCAAAUGAUCCAGCACAUGCAGAACUUCGUACUUACGUCGGCGCUCUACUUCAUCUGCUGAGCAGCCGACCACUGUGAAACUAACUAUUCAUCACGGAACCCUGUAUAUACAACUUCUACUUUAAGGCUUCCUGAUACUCGAAAAGAUUUUAAACAACCAG
Opisthorchis viverrini is the source of this 1089-nucleotide messenger RNA. RefSeq lists its product as hypothetical. The coding region runs from base 14 to 1006 and encodes 330 amino acids. Gene Ontology annotation, biological process: regulation of GTPase activity. The transcript is spliced from 4 exons. The record is from RefSeq and is a predicted model, not a curated record. NCBI's taxonomy places the organism in Eukaryota, Metazoa, Platyhelminthes, Trematoda, Opisthorchiida, Opisthorchiidae.